Nicotiana attenuata is the source of this 1998-nucleotide messenger RNA. RefSeq lists its product as uncharacterized. Bases 1 to 1998 code for a protein of 665 amino acids. Lineage: Eukaryota; Viridiplantae; Streptophyta; Magnoliopsida; Solanales; Solanaceae. Gene Ontology annotation, molecular function: nucleic acid binding. The record is from RefSeq and is a predicted model, not a curated record. The transcript is spliced from 3 exons.
AUGGCGGCCAAUGAACAACCAGCCGGAGUUCCUCCAGUAGUUCCUGCUAUAAUAUCCUUUCAAUUAACUGGAAUUGAGAAUUAUUCACUGUGGUUUCGAUCUAUGAGGAUGGCAUUAUUAGGAAGAAAUAAGUUGGGGUUGGUAGAUGGUACAUGCACUAAAGAAAACUUCCCAGAAAAUCUAUGGAAUCACUGGGAAAGGGUUAACGCAAUUGUGCUUUCUUGGUUAAUGAAUUCUGUGAGUAAUGGUUUACUUGGUGGAAUAAUGUAUGCUUCAAGUGCAAAAGCUGUGUGGGAUGAUUUACAUGAAAGGUUUGACAAGGUGGAUGGAUCAAGAUCAUACAAUUUGCAUAAAGAAAACACUACUCUUAGUCAAGGAACAAAUUCUUUUUCGAUUUAUUUCUCAAAAUUGAACGAUUUGUGGGAGGAAUUUGAGGCACUGGUCCCUGCACCUGGGUGUGACUGCCCAAGGUCAAGGGAAUAUGUUGUGCAUCUGCAGAAACUGAAGCUAUUUCAGUUCUUAAUGGGCCUGAACGUGUCAUAUAGUCAAGCUAGGGGCCAGAUUCUACUCAUGAAUCCAAUGCCCAGAGUCAAUCAGGCAUAUGCUAUGGUGAUUAGUGAUGAGAGUCAAAAGUCAGUAGCAGCAAAUGCUGGAGUACUAGGAGCUAAUCCAACUUCUGCAAUCAACCAAUUUGAUAUGGCAAUGUAUACCAAAACUGGAGGCAAUUAUCAGAAAUUCAAGAAAAAUUUCAAUCUAUUCUGUGAUGUGUGCAAAAUGAAGGGACACACUAAAGAAAGCUGCUACAGAGUUAUAGGAUAUCCUCCAGAAUAUAGACCAAGAAAAAGGAAUACAAACACACAUAGUGCUUACAAUGUGCUAUCUGAUAUGGAGUUACAGGGAAAUCAAUCUUCUAGAGGAAAUUGGAAUGAGAAGUGUGUACAAAACUCUCAAUUAACAAAUAAUGGUGUGAGUGCUAACACUUCCCAAGGCUGUAAUCUAAUGACAAACACACCUUGGAUGGGAAACUGCACCUUCACAAAGGAACAAUAUGAACACAUAGUGCAAUUGCUGAACAAAGAUCAUACAAGUGCAGCAUCUACUACAGCAACACCAUCAGCUAAUGCUGUAGGUAUUCCCUGUGCCCUUUUAGCCUCUAAAAGCUUACAUGAAUGGAUAAUAGACACAGGAGCCACAAACCAUAUGGUAGCAGAUAUAGAACUACUAAAUAAAGUGUCUCUAAUGCAAACAAAUCAAACUAAGAAAGUGCAUCUACCUAAUGGAGAAACUACUCAAGGCACACAUAUUGGAACAAGUACAUUGACUGAUCAAGACACCAUAACUAAUGUAUUUUACAUUCCACAGUUCAAAUAUAACCAAUUAUCUGUCUCAAAGCUAACUAAGAAAUUGAAAUGCUCAGUUGCUUUCUUCCCUGAUUUUUGUAUAUUUCAGGAACUCUUCAGUGGGAGGGUGAAAGCGAUUGGUAAAGAAGACAGUGGUUUAUACAUACUCAGUAGACAAAAAAUAUCAGAAAAUAAUGCAUUUACUCUAAAUAGUAAUGAGACAGAAAUCAAUAAAGAAGUUAGUCCAACUGAUAUUGAACUUUGGCAUAGAAGGCUUGGACAUGUAUCUGCUAGUAUUCUCAAGAAAUUAUUCCCUACUAAUACAACAGACAUUUCUACUAGAAUAGAUCUAUGUACUACAUGCCCCUGUGCAAAGCAAACAAGGCAGUCUUUUCCUAUUAGUAGUAUAAAAACAGUUGCUAGAUUUGAGUUAGUUCACAUGGAUGUAUGGGGUCCUUACAAAAUUCCUACUGUGAAUGGAAAUAAAUUUUUUCUGACAGUUGUAGAUGAUUUUUCUAGAAAGACAUGGAUUUUCUUACUGAAAUUGAAGUCUGAUAAACGCGAUCGCAUUUUGCAUCGCACAUUCAUCCUUCAGCAGCCUUCAUGGUUGGUUUGUGGUUCACUUUGCGGCUCGCAGACAGGUUCUGCGGUCGCAUAG